Microplitis demolitor is the source of this 2091-nucleotide messenger RNA. RefSeq names its product protein FAM98B. The coding region runs from base 196 to 1758 and encodes 520 amino acids. The record is from RefSeq and is a predicted model, not a curated record. NCBI's taxonomy places the organism in Eukaryota, Metazoa, Arthropoda, Insecta, Hymenoptera, Braconidae. The transcript is spliced from 4 exons. Gene Ontology annotation, cellular component: tRNA-splicing ligase complex.
AUCUCUAAAUUCUACAGGAUGUGCGCUUGCGUUUUACCACUGGGUUAAUUUUUCCGUCUGUCAAAAGAAAAUCUUACGCCGGUUAAAAAAAAAUCAGUAACUUUUUUAUAAAAUCCGCUGAUAAAUUUAGACAUUGGGCCGUAAGAGAUUUCAGUAAAGAAAAAAAAAUAAUUGAAGUAUUCAAUUAUUUAAAUAAUGGAGGAAGAUCUCGUGCAGAGUCUUCAAGAAGUUGGCUACGAAGGCCCGCUAGAUGUGGGAAAACUGAAUCAUGCGUUGGAAAAAGGAGCCAAGAGUGUGGAUUUCACAGCACUGGUGUCCUGGUUGGCUGAACAACUUGCCAUGUUUUGUAAUCUGGAUGAGCAUGUCCAUCCUACAGCAUCUUCAGAAGAUUCUAGUACAUUUUUGCUGGAGUUGAGUUCAUUCCUAAAAGAACUAGGAUGCGUUAAUUCCCAAUUAACUUCGGGAAAUGUUAAUCAAAGAUUGGCUACUAGACAGGAAAGAGCUUUACUGCUGGAGUAUCUGAUAACUGAGUUGAUGGCGGGUAAAAUAAAUCAUGAAAAAAAUCCUGAUACUGCAAAACUUGAAUUGACUAUUCAUGAAAGUGAUACAGCGAAAGCUUUGAAGGAGAUGUUGAUAGCUUUGCAAUUUGGUAAACCACCGGACAAUAUAUCUGUUGAUCAACUGUUUAACAAACUUGAAGGAAAAUUAAAGACUAUCGUCGCCUCAGCACCAGCUGAUCUCCUCGGCAAGCCUUUGAUCAUCGGAGAAUUAUCAAGUUCUCAAUGGGAAAAACUAGAUCAGUUGCAAAAAGACAUGAAUGAGGAGUACAGAAUAAGACGGGAGAUGUUGCUCAAAAGAUUGGACGUUACUAUUCAAUCAUUUUUGUGGUCGGACAGAAUAAAGAAGAAAGAAGAUGAAGUUAAUUAUUGCUAUCGUGAGAAACGAAAAGAAUUGUCACCAGAACCGAAUGUUACGAUUCCUCAGUUGCUGGCUGCUAGAGACGACGUUGCGAUUAUUGAAAAAACAAGCAGCGCGUCUGUGAGAAAAAAUACCAAGAGCGAUGUCACCAAAGUUAUCAUCGGAGCUGUUCCUGAUAGAGGAGGGCGUGCUAAUGAACAAGCGCCGCCACCACCGGAGAUGCCUUCCUGGCAGAAAGAUCGAGUACAAGGUCCUGGAGGUGGUGGUCGAGGAGGAAGAGGCGGUGGUCGAGGAGGUGGUCGGGGUGGUGGUGAAGCUGGACGUGGAGGUAGAGGUGGUGGACGUGGGGGAUAUAAUAAAGAUGUAAAUACUAACUUCGGUCAGAACAACGACUGGCAAAAUUCAUCACAAGGCUCCGGUGGAUCGACUUAUCAGGAUAAUAGAGCUGGGGGUUAUCAAGGUGGAGGAUCAAACUAUCAGAACAAUAGAGCUGGUGAAUAUCAAGGCGGUGGAGGUGGUGGAUCAAGUUAUCAAAAUAACAGAGCUGGAGAUUACCAGAGAAGUGGUGGGACUGCCAGCGCUGGCGGUGGGACGUAUUAUCAAAAUAAUAGAGGCGGAAAUUAUUCAGAUAAUCGGGGUGGUGGAGGAUAUCAAGACAGCCGAGGUAGUGGUGGGUCUUAUCAAAAUAAUCAAAGUGAUUAUCAGCGAGGAGGUAGUGGUCGAGAUAGUAAUGAUAGUGGGUACAAUCGAGGACGUGGUGGAAGAGUCCAAGGUGGAUGGUCUCAAGGCGGUGGUGGUGGCGGUGGAUAUAAUCGCGGUGGAAAUCGUUCUAAUUAUUAAUUAAUGAAAUAAUAUAUUAAUGCUAUUAAUGAAUUUUUGUGUUUGCUACACGUAAAAAUGCUACAAUAUAUAUAUAUAUAUAUAUAUAUAUAUAUAUAUAUAUAUAUAUAUAUAAAAUUAAUUCAAUACUCGGUUUAAAGUAAGAGACCCAGUAUCCAAUCAGGAAACUUUGAUCAUUAAAAUUUUUUUUCCACCGAAUAAUGAUAAGUUUAACAUUUAUAUAAAUUUAUAUGUAAGCAUCACAGCUCUGACUGUAAUUAAAUACGUCAACUUAUGUAUAUACAAUAUAUUUUAUAAUUUAUUGGUUUUGAAUAUCAACUACUGCCAGUGCAU